AUGGGUAGUAGCAGCAAGAAGAAAAGGAGCACCACUGUUUCCGAACAACACGAAGAAGAAGAAAACGGCGUAGUUUCUCAAGAGGAACCUCUCAAUAAGAAACCUAAAAACACUGAAUCUUCCGCCACGCCAUCUUCAAUGGAAAGCAAGAAGAAACGAAAAGCUUUCCAAAAGGAGAGGCGUAGCGCCAAAUCCAAAUCCAAAUCCGAACUCGCAGAUUCGGAUUCGAAACCUGCAGUUGUGUUGACGGACUCAGCUAGCGGGAGCGGCGGCGAUUCACUACCGGAGUUUCAUAUUGGUGUGUUUAAGGACUUAGCGGCCGCGGCUGAAUCGGUCAGGGAAGCUGCUGCUAAACAAUUGGUGACGGAAUUGAAGGACGUUCAGAAUGCUUAUGGUGGAGUUCAGGGGAAGGAGAGUGGUGACGCUGGUUUUAAGCUGGAAGCUGAGAAGAAUGAUGGAUUGGAUGAAUGUGCACCUUCUGUUAGAUAUGCUGUUCGUAGGCUUAUUCGAGGUGUUUCUUCUUCAAGAGAGUGUGCGCGACAAGGUUUUGCAUUAGGUUUAACAGUUUUAGUUGGUGCUAUCGACAAAAUCAAGGUUGAGUCUUUCCUUAAACUCGUGGUAGAUCUGUUGGAAGUAACUUCAUCAAUGAAGGGUCAGGAAGCGAAAGAUUGUUUUCUGGGCCGUUUAUUUGCUUAUGGUGCUCUGGCUCGAUCAGGAAGGCUUAUUGAAGAAUGGAGCAUGGAUAAAAAUACUCCAUACAUAAAAGAGUUUGUCGGUAUACUUAUUGCCCUUGCCACUAAGAAGCGAUACUUGCAAGAGCCCGCCGUCUCAAUAAUUCUAUAUUUGGUUGAAAAGUUGCCUGCUGAAGCAUUAGCGAAUCAUAUUAAUGAAGCUCCUGGGCUCGACAAGUGGUUUGAAUCUGCUGCCGAAGUAGGAAAUCCCGAUGCUCUAUUCCUUGCUUUAAAAGUUCGAGAGAAAAUUUCGACAGACAGCUCCAUUUAUGGGAAACUACUACCAAAUCCGUUUAGCUCUAGCCAGCUUUUCUCUGCUGAUCACCUGUCCUUCCUGAGUAAUUGUUUAAAGGAGGCAACCUUCUGUCAGCCCCGUGUUCAUAGUAUCUGGCCUGUUUUGAUAAAUAUACUUAUACCCAAUACUGUUCCACAAUUGGAAGAUGCAGCGACAGCUUCAAAUUCUUUAAAGAAACAUAAGAAGAGUAGAAAAUCUUGCUCUUCUGAUGAGGAAAUUGCGAAGAAUCUCAAGUCUUUUUGUGAAAUUAUUGUUGAAGAAUCCCUUCUCUUCUCAUCUCAUGACCGUAAGCGCUUAGCUUUCGAUGUUAUGUUUCUUCUUCUGCAAAAGCUGUCUGCAUCUUUAGUUCCAAUUGUUCUGUCAAACAAAGUUGUUCAGUGCCUAAUGGAUAUACUGUCAACAAAUAACACAUGGCUGUAUAAAGUUGGACAACAUUUUCUUAAACAAUUAUCAGAUUGGGUGGGAGACGAUGAUGUCAAAAGAGUUGCUGUUAUAGUGGCUAUACAGAAGCACAGCAAUGGAAAAUUUGAUUCUAUCACUAGGACAAAGCAUGUUAAAAAUUUGAUGUCACAUUUCAAAACAGAACCUGGAUGCAUGCUCUUUGUUCAAAACUUGAUGAACCUGUUUGUGGAUGAAGAUAAUGUCAUGGAGGAACCCUCAGAUCAGAGUCAAACAACAGAUGAAAAUUCUGAAAUAGGCUCUGUUGAGGAUAAAGAUUCUCCUAGGACAAAUGGGAAUUCAGACUUUUUGAAGAGUUGGGUUAUAGAAUCCCUUCCUGGUAUUUUGAAAUUCUUAAAGCUGGACCAUGAGGAGAAGUUCCGAGUGCAAAAAGAAAUAUUGAAAUUUAUGGCUGUUCAGGGUCUGUUCACGGCAUCUCUUGGCUCUGAAGUGACUUCGUUUGAGUUGGACGAGAAAUUUAGGUGGCCAAAAACUCCAACAUCUAAUGCUCUUUGCAAGAUGUGUAUUGAGCAGCUGCAGUUGUUGUUGGCAAAUGCUCAGAAGGGAGAUGGCUCCCGAGCUUUGGUUAAUAGCCUUGAGCCGAAUGAUCUGGGUUUGUACUUCAUGAAGUUCUUCAGCACCUUAUGCAGCAUUCCUUCAGUUUCCCUUUUCCGGACUUUAGACGACGAGGAUGAAAAAGCUGUAAAAGAUUUGCAAGCAAUGGAAGCUAAAUUAUCCAGAGAGGAAAAGAUCCAUGACUGCAGUGUUGAUGCAGAUAGAGACCAUGCACUGCGUUACUUGCUUAUUCAGUUGCUCUUACAAGUCCUUCUUUGUCCAAGGGAAUACUCGGAAGCUGCAUCUGAACUCAUCAUCUGUUGUAAGAAAACAUUUUCUACUUCUGAUAACCCCGAGUCCUCUGGAGAAGAUGAUACAGAGGUUGAUGAUGCACCUGAAUUGAUGGAUGUUCUCGUGGAUACAUUGCUCUCUCUGCUUCCACAGUCAUCAGCUCCUAUGCGGUCUGCUAUUGAUCAGGUGUUCAAAUAUUUUUGCAGUGAUAUCACCGAUGAUGGGCUGAUGCGGAUGUUGCGUGUCAUAAAGAAAAAUUUAAAACCUGCAAGACAUCCCGAUGCAGCUAGUGCAGAUGAAGAUGACGAUGAUGAAGAUGAUGACUUAUUCAAUAUUGAAGAUGAAGAAAUUGAUCAAGCUGAGACUGGUGAAACAGGUGAGAGCGAUGGGCUGUCUGAUGACUCUGAAUCUGUGGUUGAGGCAGAGGAAACUGGGCAGGACCAUCAUGAAGCUUCUGAUGACUCAGAUAGUGGGAUGGAUGAUGAUGCAAUGUUCAGGAUGGAUACAUAUCUUGCUCAAAUUUUCAAAGAGAAGAAAAAUCAGGCGGGAAAUGAAACUGCUCAAUCCCAGCUUUUGUUGUUCAAACUCCGCAUCCUUUCAUUAUUGGAAAUUUUCCUUCAUGAAAAUCCAGGUAAGCCUCAGGUUCUUACUGUGUACUCACAUUUGGCGCGGGCCUUUGUUAACCCACACACUGCCGAAGUUAGUGAGCAGCUCAGUCAGCGUCUAUGUGGAAUAUUGCAGAAGAAAAUAUUUAAAGCAAAGGAUUAUCCAAAGGGUGAUGGAGUCCAAUUAUCCACACUUGAAUCUCUGCUAGAGAGAAAUUUGAAACUAGCAUCAAAACCAUUCAGAAAGCAGAAGUCUGGAACCAAGACCUCAAAGCAAUCAGCUGAACAACAGAAAAGGAUUUCUUCCUUUCCCCAAACUUCAACAUUUUGGAUAUUGAAAAUUGUCGAUUCAGGUAAUUUUGCCGAGUCCGAACUGCAGGGGAUUAUUCAAAUAUUCCAGAAAACAUUGGUUGAUUAUUUUGACAGUAAGAAGUCUCAAAUCAAAGCUGGAUUUUUAAAAGAAAUAUUUCGAAGAAGACCAUGGAUUGGCCAUGCUGUAUUUGGUUUUAUUUUGGAGAGAUGUGGAAGUGCCAAAUCAGACUUUCGGCGAGUCAAAGCACUUGAUUUGGUAAUGGAAAUAAUGAAGUCACUAGCAACCCAGAGUGGCGAGGGACUGAAUGCAUCAAAGAAGAUUGUUAAAAACAAUUUGGAUAAAGUCUCUCAUGUUAUAAAAGAGUUGGUGACAAAUAUGCCUAGCAAAGCAGCAAGAAAGACAGAAGUCAAAAAGUUUUGUGUUAAGGUUUCUGUGAUCUUGUCUGAGCACAGCCUCACUAAGUAUUUUCUUAAAAGUUUGGCACCUGAUAUUCAAGCUGCCCUUGAGGCACAAUUCGGUGACAAUUUGUUUUGA
This is a messenger RNA of Lathyrus sativus (Indian pea), 3762 nucleotides long. Lineage: Eukaryota; Viridiplantae; Streptophyta; Magnoliopsida; Fabales; Fabaceae. The record is from the annotation of a GenBank genome assembly.